Messenger RNA from Stylonychia lemnae, 1293 nucleotides. Lineage: Eukaryota; Ciliophora; Spirotrichea; Sporadotrichida; Oxytrichidae. The record is from the annotation of a GenBank genome assembly.
AUGAAGAAAAAUUUUCAAUCUUAGCUUCAGAUUGAAAAAUCUCGGCUGCCUUAGCAAAAGGGAUUUUAAACAAACAGAUUUGAUUAUAAUACAGUAGUCCUUAACAGAGUUAGUUUAGGCGAGUAAGAUUCAUAUAAACGAAGUAUAUCAGUAGUUUAGACUUCUAUGCACUCUUAAAGAGAUGAUGAAUAACAAGAGGAAUAAAAUCUAAGAAUAUAAACUGAUGAUAUUGUGUACUAAAGUAGCCCUAAAUCUUUAAUAUCAAGCUUAAAAUUUAAGGAAUCUAAAUAAAAGUAGAUACUGGAAUAAUUGCCAUUUUAACUUUCAUAGGAACAAGAAAUUGUUAUGACAGAACAUUCAAAUGAUUAAAAAGCUAGAGAAAUAUAGCUAAAUGAAGAUGUAGAAAAUUUAAAGAUGGAUAAGAUUAUUAAAGAUAAAAAGGAACUGCAAGAAGAAGAUCUAAAUUCGAUUCUUCUAAAUUUGAUUAAAAGGAAAAGAUUUAGUUAUACUGGGAGAAACAUCUUAGAGUAUAUCGUUAAUUGUCUAUGUUUGAAGAAAAUCAAAACUCUGAAACAUCAAAAAGCUUACAAAAACUAAUUUAUCUUUAAGAAAGGAUAGGAUAAGUUUUUAGAUGAAUUGGAUGUGAUUUCUAUACUUAAGUCUAUGCGGUAAGUAAAGCUUUUGACACAAGUCUUAUUGAAUUAAAGACAGAAUAUGAUCCUAAAAUUCCAAAGAAAAAAUUUGAUUGAGACUAGUUCAUCUUCAGAAGACAGUGAUAACAAUAACAGGUUUUAUACAAGCAAAUUAAUGGAGAGUAAGAAUCCAAUGAUUAGGCUGAUUAUAUUUGGAAAGCUAAAGAAGAUGGUUCAGUCCUAUAAAAGCCAGAAGCUAGAAGAUUUAGACAAAAGACUGCUUAGAGGUUUAUUUAUAAGGAAACUAAAGGAUUUUGAUGAAGAUGAAUAGGAAAAAUUGAAGAAUAAGACUUUACUGAUGAGAGUAAGAGAUGUUUUGAUACGGAAAUUAAUGAGUAAUGUCGACGAGGAGAGUAGGGAGAGAUUUAUUACGAAUGAGGUCAGUAACUUGAAAUCAUUUGAAAACAAUUAUUUAAUCUCAAAUGAGAGGAGUAUCAAUGAAUCACUAAAUAUAAUAGACAAAUCUUCAUUAGAGAAUGAUAAUUUGAAAGAAAAUCGAACUAUUAAUGAUUAAUUAGAUCUUUAAAUGCAAUUUGAUUAGAUAUUUUCUAAAGAAAGUAAAGAGAGACAUGCUAAGUAAUAAGCAAUGGAUUUAGUCUGA